AUGAAUUUUAUUCGUUUAUUCCAUCAAAAUAAAUCAUUUAUUUUACUAUUAUUUUUUAUUUAUGUUCUCUUUUGGUUAACCAUCAGUACUUGUAAACAAGUAACAAAUGUCCAUGAAAUUCAUCAAUCAAAUCGAUUAAAUUAUCGAUCGAACUCAACUUUUUAUUUUAUACUUAAUUAUUUAUUUCAAUUAAAAAUUAAUAUAAUUUUAAUCGAUCCACAUGUACUUAAUGAUGUUUUUAAUUAUCAAUUAUCAUUUGAUAAACCAGAACAACAAUUAAUUACUUUCGCUAUUACCAAUGAAACAGUUAAAAUAUUAUUUGAAUCACUUUUGCUUCAAGAUAUUAAUUUUUCAAUCAAAACAUCAAAAACUAUUUUACAUAAUGGAAAAACAUUCAUUAAUCAUAUAUUUAUUAAAUAUGAAACCAAAAUAGUUCAUUUAGCUGUUUUACAUAAAUAUAAUUCUUAUUAUCGUAUAUAUAGAAAUCAUCUUCAAUUAUCUAAAAAUAUACAAUUAUCGUAUGGUGACAAAGUACGUGCUGUAGAAUAUAUUGAAACUGAAUUACAUGAAUAUUUAUUUCAUUAUCCUCGAAAUAUUUCACAUUUCUUAUGGUUGUAUAAAACAUCUGAAUUUCUUUAUUGUAAUCGAACAUUAGCAGAUAAGAUGGAAAAUAAAUUUCAUUUAUAUCAAAAUUUUACUCAGUUAAAUAUGAUUAUUCAAUCUAUGAGACAUAUUGCUGAUGGAUUAGAUAAACUUGAAAAGCAUUACUGGCUUGCUGGAGGAACUUUAUUAGGUUGGUAUCGUCAUUGUGGUUUGAUACCAUUUACAAACGAUGCAGAUUUUGGUCUAUAUGCAGAAGAAUAUGAUGAAAGUAUACGAAAUUAUUUUCUUGGAAAUUCUAUUACACAUAUUUGGGCUGCAUUAGGACUUGUAAAUGAUUCUCUUGAAUUUCGUCUAUCUUCGGGAAAUUAUGUAUUUGAUCUAUUUUGGGCAUAUCGUGAUGGGAAUCAUCGUUGGUAUGGUUAUCAAGCACAAAGAUCAAAAUUUAGACGUAUUAUUCCAUUAUUAGACAAACUUUGUUCAUGUGAUUUAUUUGGUUACCGAUUUUCAAUUCCAUGUUCACCUAUUACUUAUUUUAAUAGCGAAUAUGGAAAAGAUAAAUGGGAAAUGCCAUCAGAAAAAAAUUAUACAUCAGCUAAUAUGAAAUAUCAUUCGAUGUGGAACGAUAUAUCAUGGAUGUAUGCUGUACGUUUAUAUACACGUGAAGGAAAACUUCGUUCGGAUGAAUUAGCAAUUAGUUGGGUAUCAAAACGUUUUAAUUAUUCCUAUUUAUCAGUCCCAUCAUUUCUUAAUGUUUUACCUAAUGAAACUGUAACACUUCCACCACUUAAAUUUGCACUUAAAAAUGCAUCAUCAAUAAAGAAUACAAGUUUACAACAUAAAUCUGGAUUAACGGCAAGAAAAAGACGUUAA
Molecule: messenger RNA, 1473 nt
Organism: Adineta steineri
Lineage: Eukaryota; Metazoa; Rotifera; Eurotatoria; Adinetida; Adinetidae
Source: the annotation of a GenBank genome assembly